Molecule: messenger RNA, 2324 nt
Organism: Ilyonectria robusta
Lineage: Eukaryota; Fungi; Ascomycota; Sordariomycetes; Hypocreales; Nectriaceae
Exons: 10
Coding region: 108-2039 (643 amino acids)
Source: RefSeq, a predicted model, not a curated record
GAGAUAAAACUCAGCCUACACGCAUCAAAACCGAUGAAGCCUUGAUUGUCGGAAACUUUCUACGUUUUGAUCAUCUUUUUCCAUUCAAACCCCUUAGAAACGUCCUCAUGUCCUUGCCAUCACCUCUUUCCGUGGGCGAUGCGAUCCUCUUGGCAAAAAUUGCGUACAACGUUGUGCAAGCCUUCUCAUCGGGCGCGAAAUCGGCACCAGCCGAGUUUGCUGAAGUUCAGAGACUCCUGGUUUCGGUCAAACACUCACUCGACCUCCUCGCAAAAAUGUUGCCACAAGAUCCAGAAAAGGCAGCGCCAGGAGGCUGUCCAACCGAGGCAACAUGGAGCGAUGAAAUGUAUACCGCCCUUGCAGAUAUACGGGAAAACUGCGGUGCGGUUCUCAACGAUCUCGACCAAUUCGUUAAAAAGUACAUGAUUCUGGACAAGAAUGCUGCUGGUAAAAAUGAGCGGAGAUGGGGAGAUCAGAUGAAGAGAAGCUGGAAGAAGGUCUCAUGGGCGACGGAAGGGGACAACAUCGAUAAGAUGAGAGGCAAGCUGACAGAUCAGGUCAACGCGUUGAACUUGUUCAUUGUAACAAUGAGGGGUGACCAACAAACGGCAAUUCAUGGGAAGGUCGAGACAAUUCACACCAAACUACAUGAGAUUCAUGAAUGGUUCACCGAAAACCUGAAAAAGGAACGAGAUUCGGCCUCUUCCGCGAUGCAGCCCUCUCAGGCCGAGGAAACGUCGGCAGAGCCAAGUGGGCUGGAGUUUGUCUUAUAUGAACAGCUCACUACCCCUUCAGGACAACAAAAAGUCCUCAUUUGCCCCCAUGCCACGUUUGAAGAUCCAGAUCCGUCACCAGGUGGCAAUGCCAAUCGUCAUUACCCUUCAAGAAUUUUCCGCUGUCUCUGUUCCUCCCUGAACUCGGGAAGCGAGACUAUGACCGCUCGCGAUCAUUCGAGUCAGCGGGCUCACACCAUGCUUCCCGUCAGCCUCUUCGUGCAAUCGAUUCACUCUCCCCCCGACAAUCGAUUUUCUUGGCAGAUCUAUGUUUAUUCGCCUCUCUCAAACUCUCCAGUUUCCUUACUCCUAGAGCAGGUCCCUCCAUUAUUUCUGGCCAAGUUCGAGGGAUGGGUGAAUAAGCUCCGGGUGUUUCAAGCCGCUACACAUAUUGCACAUAACCUCGAUACCGCUCUCGUGCUACAUAAGGAUGAUUCCGUGUCUAUCCUGAAUAUGAAAUCGGAUGUCUCUUACUUUGGGGGGAGUGUCCCUGUGCGUUUCAUUGCGAACGGGACUUCAUUCUUAGUGAAGCAACCGUCGUCAUUACAACUUCUGCACUACGCGUCCUCUCUGCGAGAUUUCUUGGAUCCUGAUCUCGACUUUGGAUCAGCACUCAUCGACUUCGCCCCCGAACCCUACCUGAACAUCCAGAUAGUUUCCAAUCACCGUGUAGGGCUAGCAGAGGAGCAACGGUACAGUGUCCAACUACACCAUGAUACGCCCGUAACAUCUUUCAAAGGGCCCAGAUUCGUCACCCUACAAGGAUGUCUUUGCACGCAUGUAUCCGGUCAGCCUUCGCAGAAUUCCGAAUCACUCAACUGUUCUGAAGUGGAAUUCGAAUUCCUUGACGCUUCUAUGGCUUAUGAAUACAUUGAGAAUCCAAAGGCGAUAAAGCGCAGUUUGCAUUUGUAUUACCUGCAACGACCAAGAUGGGGUGAGCAGGUCGUAUACCAGAGAGAUGUUGGGGAUGUCAUGAUUCGCAGCCUAGUUUUGAGCGAUGCAAAACUCACCAUCAUUGUUGACCCAUCCACUGGUAGAUACAGAGAGAUCCUCUCACGCAGCGACCAUUCCGCUUCUGUCUGCUUUGAACUUCCACCGGACUUCCUCGCAGAAGUCGCUAUGGGCACGACUUCAAUGCGACCCAACCAGGCCGCGUGGUUUGUGGAAAUGGGGAAGGACGGAGUCAGGAUCGAGAAGCAAGAUUGUGGUAUUGACCUGUUGUGUCUGCUCAGACAAGACAUGCAUCAGGCUCUCAGGCCGAGUUGAUCAAUAAGUCCAGAUUCAAUACGAUUUGCUUUGGGAUAAGCGGACGAGUUACAUAAUCUUGUCAUCUCACGGCAACAUCAAUUCUCGUGCCCUUCUUUCUUUGUGCGAGCAUGUCUGUUUGAGGGUCAAAGAGGGCAUAGCUUAGUGAAUGGUCAUUCAUACUACGGGUAGCACUAGAACCUACAAGAAGAUUCCUCAACAAAGACCCACAAAAAGUUAGAUUUCCUGUAGUCCCUAUGACCCUCCGAGGCAAUGCGGUGCCGGCCAGAGAAGGUGUAAAUGGGG